This is a messenger RNA of Lethenteron reissneri (Far Eastern brook lamprey), 6928 nucleotides long. RefSeq names its product ikaros family zinc finger protein-like. NCBI's taxonomy places the organism in Eukaryota, Metazoa, Chordata, Hyperoartia, Petromyzontiformes, Petromyzontidae. The record is from RefSeq and is a predicted model, not a curated record. Gene Ontology annotation, molecular function: DNA-binding transcription factor activity; RNA polymerase II cis-regulatory region sequence-specific DNA binding. Gene Ontology annotation, biological process: regulation of transcription by RNA polymerase II.
GUAUGUGUGUGUAUGAAGUGUGCACGUGUGUGUAUGUGUGUGUGUAAAUACAAGUGGGUACAGUGUUGUCGGGAAGACUCUUUCGCAGUACAGUCUCGAGGCCAACAAGCUCGGGCUGGAGGGUUUGUUUCGGUGGCAAUGCGAUACGACGAUGCUUGUGAUGUGUGGUGUUUUAAAAAACAACGCAAAUAAGACCGUGUGGAAGGAUUAUGCAUGUGUUUAAACGAUGGGCUGUGUUGUAUUAUGCACCGUGUACAGUGCUAUAAAGUAUACUGCACAGUACUGUGUUGCUAUAGGCACACUGCAUACAGUGCUGGAACUACUAUAAAUACCACGGGAACAUUGAAUUAUUUUAAUCUGGCGGAGCAGCAAAACAAACUACUGUACAGUAUAAUCAGAAUACUUAAUAUGUAGUUCAACACAGGCCUUAUGUAGUGCAUAACAGUGUUUAACUUUUAUCGCAAUCCUUCACCUUUAGAAUGUUUCCAAACGCAUUCCAACAUUGCAUUGGCUAAUGCACUUAUCCUAAUGCAUGCUUGCGUUACCAUCCCUUUAAACAUCUCGCUAUCGGUGUACCGUAUACAGCGGUAUAUUCGUAGAUAAUGUACAGCAAUUAUGCAUGUUUAUAUCCUGUGGCUAUUCUAACGGUGGUCGGAGGGAGAGCCCUGUGUGCCUUGCGAUUGUGUAAGUCAGCUUUAAUCAUAGCCGCCGCUCCCUCGCCACGUGAAUCUUCUUCGCUUUCCAAUGGCUGAGCCUGCAGGGAUUGAUCGUGGCAACAGCGUGGUGGUUGCUGUACUCGGUUGGAAGCCCACUUGCGUUGGUCCCUCGGCUCACUCUUAUCUGUUCUCAUUUAAUCUAAGGCUUCCCAGUUUUAUCUGUCGUCUCUUUUUCGUAUUAUCAUCCCGGCCGCUGCAGUCGUGUGCAGCAGUUGUGAAUGCCUUUUGUGUGAUAGUGUGUGUCGUAAUAACAGGGGCUUGCUUGUCUAUUGCACAGAAUGCCACUGAUAUGUUGAAUAUUUCCCGUUUUUUAAGAUAGUCUCUCUUUCACUGUAAUCGCAACCUGAUUCUUUUGUGUCUGAAAUAUUACAGUACGGUAUCUAAGACUGCUAUUUAAUGGUAACAAUUGAGGGCAUUUAAUGUUUAUUAAACAUACUUUUGCAUUUAAGCCUCGUUUUAUGCUUCAGUUUGUAUUUUUUUGGUUAAAACCCGAUUAAAAAAAAUAUUUUUUACUAAAAUCACCUCUGAAUGUAUUCAUGUAGUUAGUUAUAUGGCGUGCAACCAUAUAAAUAUGCCCUUGAUAUUUGAAAGUAAGGGGAGAGGGUAGUACUGCACGAUAAGGCUUCUCAUUUCACAAUGAAUAUAUUUUGAUAACGGGCCGGGAUAAUUUAAAACUAGAUUUAAAUAACUGGGUGAAGUAUAUUACAAUUUUUAUUAUUACCCAGUAAAGCCCCACUGAGUCUUAGUGAUCUUUUUCAGGAGGAUUCUGCAUUGGGAUGUAUGGCCAAUUUCCAGUGUUUGGGAUGUGAGAGUAAACCAGAGUGUUUCUUGAGAAAAUCCUUGUAUAGAAGGGGAUAACAUUCAAAUGCUCUGCACAGAUGAGUUCCAGAAUCCAUUUGCAGCCUACCAUCACCUAUCAAUUUCGCAGUUCAAAGCCACAGCAACUCGGACACUCUCUCAUCCAAGAACUAACAAGGCUGAAUCCUGCUUUUGAAAUCUGAUAAGAUGGGGUGACUCAGUGUGGUUUGUUCGUAGACAUAUAUUGCAGAGUUUUCAAAGUUGUGGCUGAAAUAAAAAAAAUAACAAGUCUGAUACAUUAUGCAUGCAAAAGUCGUGCAGAGCAUUGCAAACACAAAAUUAGUCAAGUCUUGGUUAUCUUGUUUAAAAAAAUGGGAUUUCAUUACACCAAGUAAAUAUGAGUUUGAAUUUUCUGCAAUAUUACAUUCAGUAGACCUUAUAAAUAAGAUGUAAGGCACAAUUUACUACAGGUUCUACUUUUAGGGAAUUUGAAAUUCUGACAUUAACAAUUUGUGUUGGGUGAUUGUUUUAUUGCCUCAGACAUUUGCACAGAAACAGUCUAUGAAUGCAGCAUGAAGGUAGAAUUGACCAUGGGUACACAUUAUACUUCUGAUCAACUGACUCGCUAGAUAACAGGUUCAAUGUUAUCGGCAGCAUUGCAGACGAUAUAUGAAUGUGUCCAUUUCACAAGGUUGCUGCCUACUCUGUUUCAUUCCACUGUCUCGUCGACUAAAGGCAAACACUAUGCAUCUUGCAUGAAAUGUUUACCUUUUUCCAGAAAGAAAACAUACCUUCUAUUAUAAAUACAUGUGUUGUUCCAAGGUCUGUAAAACUGCUUGGUCAUAGAAAGCAAUGAGAUGAGAGUGAUUCGCAAUAAUUUUUUAAAAUGCAACUUAAAAUCUUGUUUCGUCAAGUACGAGUAGCUCGGGAUAAAAUGCCCUGUUAGCCACUGUCUAGCUACCACCGCUCUUUGUGGUCAUUCUUUUGGAAUUGGUUGCUAUUCUUAUUUCCCCGUUGAUUUCUGUUAUGUACAUUCAGGUCGUUGUCAUCAAUUUUCAGUGUGUCCCCUGAAAAGCAAAGUAUGCUCAAGAGCCAAGCUAGACAGUUUCCAGGUUUUAAUCACAGUGGCUGGUGUAAAACAUUCAGGUUUUUUUGCUGUCUGUAAAAAAACUGGUUUGCAAGACCUGGAAUUCAUUUAAGGCAUUCCCAUCUCUUUUCCCUUACAUUCCUGACCUGAAGCCAGUUGUGCUUUUUUCUGACCCAAACCUUGAACUUUGCUCAUGCACUCUCAGUUACUUUGAACAACACUGUGUAACAAAAAAAAAUGUUCCUAGUUAGUAAGUGUAAUUUCCUAAUUGCUUAUGUCUCAAAAGUACAGAUAAUUGUUAUUGUUCCCCGCAAACUUUGCUUUUGUGACCAGGACAGUGAUAUUUUGAAAUUUACCGAUUUUCAAUGAGAAAACGUGGUGUGCAUUUGUGUCUUUCAUUCACGUAAGUCCUGGUCACAAAAGCAAAGUUUGUGAGGAAUAAUGGCCAUUUUCUAUACUUUUUAGGCAUAAGCAAUAAAAAAAUAACACUUAGUACCCAGGAACAAAAAUUGUGUUACAUAGUGUAAUGUAUACUAAUUUGUCUUAAUCAUCAUCAGGAUUACCUGUCUACUGCUGGAUGAAGCAUCAUGUCAUCAUCAUCCUCAUGAUUCGUUUGUUUCUCGCCUCCCUUGACCCGAGGGUUGGCUGCGACGGACUAUCCUACACUACAGAGAACUUUCUUUGGCCUUCAACUUUGUGCCUUAACAAUGGAAGUUGAAGGGACCAAUGGACAUGCACAUCUUUCAGGGAGCGGAGCAUCGUCUCCAGAUAAAAGUUGUCUGGAAUCUGGCAUGGGGACUCAUGCCAGCGGUCCCAUCAGCCCCAGAUCAUCUCCAGGACAUGCCGUUCACGGAAGCUCGGUGAAAACAGAAGUUAUCAGCAGUGGUGGGGAAGAGGAGGAGGAAGAAGAAGUGGAGGGUGUGCAUGCGCAGGAUGAACUGACCAAUGGGAUGGAGGAUGCGGGCUGCCAUGAGGAUGGAAAGCCAGAUGGCUACGGGUCCAUGUUGGGCUGUGGCGCAUUAGAUGAAGGCAGCGAGGAGAGAGGGCACUUCGGGUCACCCGGGGAAACGAGACGAUUUUCAAGUGGCAAUGGCAGCAGCAAGUUGGCAUGCGAUGUGUGCGGCAUGGUGUGCAUUGGCCCCAAUGUUCUUAUGGUGCACAAGCGCAGCCACACUGGUGAGCGUCCUUUCCAGUGCAGCCAAUGUGGUGCCUCAUUUACACAAAAAGGGAACCUGCUGCGCCACAUCAAGCUUCAUACUGACGAGAAGCCGUUCAAGUGCCACUUGUGUAGCUAUGCCUGCCGUCGAAGAGAUGCUCUGAUGGGCCACCUUCGUACGCACUCAGUUGGAAAGCCAUACAAGUGCAGCCACUGUUCACGCUGCUAUAAGCAGCGCAGCUCACUAGAAGAACACCUGGAGCGUUGCCCUGCAUACCAGCAGCAGCUUUCUACCAGAAAUCAAGAAGCAGACGCAGACAUUAGGGUCCAUAUGGAUCAGCCGGUUGCUGACGGGUUACUGGAGGCUGGUUCAGACAGAAUACCCCUACCAGACCAGCUGCCAGGCAGCUUCCUGGCAAAACGCAAAAGCUCCACCCCACAGAAGCUCUUUAACCAGAAGCGUCAUAAUUUGGAUUUAUCUGAUAUUCGCUGUGAACAAAUGGUAAGCUCGGAUCAAAAUGAGGCACCUCAUUUUGUGGAACAAGCAAUGUCUACAUAUCUCGGAGUCAGGCCACUGUUGUCGCAGUCACCUUCACUGCAGCCUUUGGUCUUACACAGCAGUGAAAGCAAUCGCAUUCAGCCUCCAUCUCCAAGCCUCGCCAUCCCGAACCCUCCCAACUCAAUAGAAGACUAUGCACCAGUAAUUGGUGCCGUCUAUUCUCAUACAGCAGGCCAGCCAAGCCCUAGGAGCCAAGGAUCACCCCUUCCAGGGCAUGGGUUCCAGUCGUCCGGCAGACAGAAGGGCACAUCGGAGCAACGAUUGCCAAGAGACAGAGCAUCUCUGGGGUUUCACGGUAGAGCAACAGCAGCAGUGGCGUCUUCGCCCAGCAAUAGCUGCCCCGAUUCCACAGACACUGAGAGCAGCCACGACGAGAGAGGCCGACGUCUGUUCCAAGGCCGAGCUAAUUGCAGCGCAGGUCAGUCAAGAACCGGAAACUCCAGUGCCACGCAAGAUGCAGCAAGUACACCAGCGAGGGAAGAUGUGCCCCAGCUACAAGAAGGGGGAGGACAGCCAAGGCCACCUGCCUCGGAAGGAGGGUUGGCCUAUCGGGUAAUGGGGCCUGAUGGGGAAUACAUGAGGGCAUACAAUUGUCUGCACUGUCAGGUGAUCUUUCUUGACCACGUGAUGUACACUCUACACAUGGGCUGCCAUGGCUUCCGUGACCCUUUCGAGUGUAACGUGUGCGGCCACCGCAGUCGAGAUCGAUACGAGUUUUCUUCACACAUUAUCCGUGGAGAACAUAUUCGUACGAUUGAGUAAGCAAGAAUGGGAAAUUGCACUAAUAUGACAAAGUGUGCACCAAGGAAAGGGUCUGGGGAUUGCUCAAAGAGCAUGGUGAACCUGUUUACACAGGGAAUGGAGAAGUUAUUGCUUUCACCCUCAUGACAUUUAUUAAAAUGCAAAUUUUGGAUAGCUGCUUUGUUUUGAAAGACAUCUUAAGCACUUUGAAGCAGUUUCUAAUGGAUUUGAACUGAGAUAAUGUUUUUGUAAGAUUUAUGUGAACUUAUAUGGAUUGUAUUUGAAAACAAUGGUUUAGUUGAUAUAAUGAUCAAGAUUAAGAGUUUCAUGAAGCUUCAAUAGAAGAUGUACUUUUACGUUGCAAAUAUAGCCUAGUUUUUAAAGUGGUUAUUAAGUAAAAGAAAAAAAUACAGUAAAAUCAAAAUAUCCCAUUGUAUUUGUUACCAUUCUAAUAAUGAAACAUAGUAGACUAUGUAGCUUAAAGUGAGCCAAAUUUUGUGUUGUAUACAAAAAUACUUUUAAAUCCGAAGAAUGAAGUGAUUAUUGUUAUGCACAUCUUUGUGGACAAACCUUUGGAGCACAUUUUAAAACCUGUUUCAUUGAAAUUGUAUUCCUUGAUAUAUUGAGGUCAAAAUGUACUUCUACUAAACAUUUCGCCACUGUUUGGUUUCUAAAUAUUUCAGCAAUGACGUGGGGCUCCAUUUCUGCUUGUAAUCAUGUGCACAUUUUGUAUUCAAAUACUGUACUUUGAACCAUUAUUUUUCUGGUUGCUCUGACAAUGCUAAACUGUUAAGUUUAGCCACUGCAUAAAUGGUUUUGGUUUGCCACUAAAAUAUAAUACAGUACAUCCUGCUAAGAGUGAUCUAAAGCAUGGUGACCGUAAAAAAAAAAUCUUUAUUUUGAUUGUGAAAAUGGGGAUCAAACAUGCCAGUCAUAAACUACCAAAAUAUUGUGAUUGGAACUGUUGUAGUUGCUGACUGGCAACAGUUGGUGCUAUGACAUGAAUUAUUGACAUUUCUAUAAUGCCUUUGCUAACCUCUGCUGGCCUUUAAAUAUUGAGUAGUACCUUUCAGUGAAAUGGCUGCUUAGUAAAUCGCUAGCUUGCAUUUUUACUUGCAUGUCAACUAUUUCUGGGCUGUAAGACAGUGCUAUUGAAAAUUAAUGGUAAUAAAACUGCAAAAAUGCACUUUUUAGGUUCAGUAACUAAGUGUUUGUUUAUUAGUUGGCUAGUGAUAGCUGGCGCUUUGAAUGUUGAAUAGUUAUUUUUACAUAAAAAAGAUUUCUAAGUAAAAAUCAUCAGUUAUGUUUAAAAAAUGUUGAUGUAUCUACACACCUAUUUGGGAGUUAUAUUCUGGCAUAACAUUUGCAGCAAUGAUGGGGGUACUUUAGACUCGUUUUGUUGACCAAAAGUACUGUGUGAUUUGAAGGCACUUUAUGAUGUUUUGAACGUUUGAUGCAUUCUUAUGGAACAUUUCCCCUUUAAAAUAUUGAAGUCAAUACCGAAUGAAGGCUCUCUAUGUAUGUUGCAUACUGUAUUUCAAACUAUAUUGUGCUGGGAUUCUUGAUUGUAGGCCUGAACGUUUUUACAGUUGUAUUUUAAGUGAUGUAUUUAGUGAAGCUGAACGAAUGAUGGGGUUGUAUACGAUUGAUUUCUACAAUGCAAAAGGCUUUAGUAGAGACGUUGACUUAAGGCGUUUUGACGGUCUUUGCUUUCCCGCCAAACAUACUGCUCCAGUUCUCGCUGCUGUCGCUUGUUUUUAUUAUUGCAGAUUUUGGUUAUUUAUAGGAAACAUAUUUUUUCAAAAAAGGCUGAAAGUGUGGUCGACUAAUUAUGCUAAUAAACAAAUCAUUGAAAAAAACAUGUGAAAAUG